Messenger RNA from Ruditapes philippinarum (Manila clam), 2750 nucleotides. Its product is annotated as treslin-like. Gene Ontology annotation, biological process: response to ionizing radiation; mitotic G2 DNA damage checkpoint signaling; mitotic DNA replication checkpoint signaling. Gene Ontology annotation, cellular component: nucleus. The coding region runs from base 48 to 2750 and encodes 900 amino acids. The transcript is spliced from 15 exons. Lineage: Eukaryota; Metazoa; Mollusca; Bivalvia; Venerida; Veneridae. The record is from RefSeq and is a predicted model, not a curated record. Gene Ontology annotation, molecular function: chromatin binding.
UUUGCCAUUUCCGGGAGUUUCAAAAAUGUGAUUUUUGUAAACAAUUUAUGAAUAUGAGUGUCCAAAUAGUUUUUCUUGUCGAUACAGAUUUAAAAAACAACGUCAGAUCAUCAACAGUAUUAACAAAGUCUAUCUGCUUGUCUUGUAUACGGUUGUUAAGUCAUUUGUCCUCCUAUCUUGACAAAAACGGUGUGACCAGAAAAUCGAAACAAAAUUAUCAGAAAUUGAAAUGGGGUUAUAAGUUCUUUAAUACUAAAACUCAUCACACCCGGAUAGAAUCUCACAAAUUGUAUGAUUUUAAAGUAAGACAUUUUGAAGAAUUUGAAAACGAAUUACUGAGAAAAUUUCAAAAUGUGGACACAACGAAAGGGAUAGCGUCGAAAAGAUUCAAGCCAGCUGACAGCUUGAACAAAGCUUUCACUGAAAUACUUGCAGAUUUUAAAUGGGAGUCUCAAGACUUCUGGUCACCCAUUAAAGGCAAACAGUUAAGAAAAGAUUGCAGUGAAAAAAGGCAUUUAGUUGUCUUAUUUACAAACUGCCCGAAAAACUUUCAACAACUGAAAGGCUUCACUGGAAAAAGAGUCUUAGAUGAAGAGAUAUUUUUGAACUCACUGUUUCCUAACACUCUAUUUGAACAAUUCUUCCAGAUUGCCAAAUUAAAUUUAUAUUGGAUAGAUACACAUUGUAAUGACACAAUUCAGGAUGAUAUAGAUCUUCAGGCACUUGAGAUUGUUCAAAAGUCUGUGGAAAAGACAGGAGGAGGUGUAGCAUCCUUGCAGGCUGUUGCUGAUUAUGGUUGCCCAUAUUUCACAAACAUCCAGGGUCUACUCGAAGAGGAGGGACAGGAUAAUGUUGGGGUUAAAUGCUCUGGUCAGUCCUUUCAGUUGUUGCCAUUAGCAACAGUAGCCAAAUCAUUUGCUUUUCCAUGUGACAACAAACUGUUGCAAAAAGAUAAGAAACUGCAGGAUGAAAAAUGUAUUGCUAUACAAAUAGGAAAUAAGACAUUGGAAGUUUUGGCUACAAGACAAAUUAUUGUAAACCAUGCAAAUAUAUCACAGAGGAAAACAAGUCCACCAGGAAAUGAACAUUAUAGUUGUUACCUCCAGUCAGAUGUACUACAGGGCUAUGCUGUUUUAAAGAAGAGCUUAUUGGGUUUUAGUUUUCCUGUUGUAGCAAGUUACCUGUGUUCAGAGAAGGUUAAAGCAGACACCGGGAAAACAACAGCAGGAUAUGUGGAGGGAAUGCUGGGAAAAGUUGUCCAAGAGCUUGUCUCCAGAAAUUACAUACUGGUGUUGGUAUGUAACAAGACUGGACAACUGAUUCUGAUGGAACCACUGACCUCUCAUACAGCCACUUUGUCUGUACUGUCUGUAGACACCACUCUAUGUGUAGAAAAACAACUGCUGUUACAGGCCACCUGUAAACAGACUGUCUCCGGUACAGAUGAAGACAAACAGAAAUUUGUUGAUGAAAUGGUUGAUAAACUGGUGGGCUCUGUUCAUGUGCCCAGAGGGAAUGAUGUUGGAGAGUGUGUUGAAGGGAAACAUUUAGAUGGAUUACAGCUUGAUCGUCAUGUGGUGCCAGGAUGCUCUAAGUCUGUACAGAACCUCAUUUCUAAAUUAAAUGAAAGGAUAUCAGAAUUGGAUUUCUUGUCAUCAGAUGAAGUGGCAACAUUGAAACAGUUGAGUAAAAGCUACAGGAAAGCAAAGCAACCUCCAGGCUUGAGAGAUUCAUCUUUAACAUGUAAUACAGAAACAAAAAUGGAAGCUGUAGAUAAAGCUGUGGUAUCACAUAAUAGAGGAAAGACCUCACAUGUAUCAUUAAGUAGGACAGAUAAGAUACUGUUCAAGAGUAAGGAGAUGGUACAAGAUAAUAAACAGAAGAAAACUGUCGACAGUGUUGGUACUAAACUAGAGAGGGAUAAACCAGACUUGGCAGCUCAUUUAGCAGAUUUUCAAACUGAAGAGGAACUCAAGAAUUAUCUUACCUCCACAUAUGAGAGAGCAGCAUCAGGGGAAGUAACUGAUAUAGAUAGCUGUAUACAAUCUAUGGUCACAGUGGCACUUCAUUAUUUCAUGCUAAAAGAAGACAAAACAUGUGCAAAGGAGGACUGUAAGAAGCUUCUGAUGGAUACAUUACUGGCAACAGGUAAUCAGUUGAGAGAAAAGUACAGUCAACAUGAGCAGCUACCAUUAGAACAAAAAGUUGCAGAGUAUGAGACACAGAUUCUGGUAAGAAUGGAGAUGAUAUCUACACUAGAGGAGAAAGAGAAGACUGAGGAAUCUGAAGAUAUGGAUGAGAUUGUCAGCAUGUUGAGGACAUUGUCAUUUAUAUCAGAACCAGGACUACUAUCUAAGUUUUUGCAGUCUUCUCUCCUUCACAACUACAUGCAUACAAUACCACGGACAUUGGGCAAUAUCUAUGAUGAGCUGAUGCAGCCACUACCAGAGAGUCUUGCCAAUAUUCUCUCACCAGAAGAUGCCAGUAUGGACCAGUCUGGACUGAAUGAUGAGUCUCUAAUGAGUGAAGAUGGACUGGGUCCUCCAUCUGCAAGAACACGGUCACAUGGGUCAGUAGGACCACAGUCUAAUCAGUCAGUAAAGCUGGAUACCUCACUUAAUACAUCAAGAGGCAGUAGAAAACUGGUACAUCAUUAUAGUAUGGUAGAUUUUGGCUCAAAACGGCAAAUUGUUGUAGAUAAACUUCCAAAGCAGCAUAUGUUUAUGCCUCCACAAAGUGGGAGCAUAUAG